Messenger RNA from Phytophthora nicotianae INRA-310, 963 nucleotides. RefSeq lists its product as hypothetical. Gene Ontology annotation, biological process: SCF-dependent proteasomal ubiquitin-dependent protein catabolic process. Gene Ontology annotation, molecular function: protein binding. Bases 1 to 963 code for a protein of 320 amino acids. The record is from RefSeq and is a predicted model, not a curated record. Gene Ontology annotation, cellular component: SCF ubiquitin ligase complex. NCBI's taxonomy places the organism in Eukaryota, Oomycota, Peronosporomycetes, Peronosporales, Peronosporaceae. The transcript has a single exon.
AUGUACUUUAGACCCGAUUUUAUGGCCGAAAUCCUGCAGUCCGAAGACCAGCAACGUCGCCAAGAACAAGCACGGGCUCAAAUAGCUCAAUUGCGACUUGGAACGAGCUCAAACGACCAUAAACCGGUGGAGAAACGGCAAGAAGAGGACAGUGGAGACGACGAUGAGGUCGACACAGCCCAUUACAGUCGAGUUCCCAGCACUGUAGCACCGACAAAGCCCCAAGAAUCCGAAGAAGACGAUGAGGAAGAAGAAGAGAACCCUAAUGAAGACCACAAGCUCCUGAACUUUGCCGACAUUCUGCUCAUCGACAUCCUCAAAUGGCUCGACGAAGAUACCAUCGGAGCCUGCACGUGCUCGUGCAAGAGAUUGCUGCAGGUAGCACGAUCAGAGGUGCUCUUUGAGUCGCUUUGUCGACGUAUCUUCCCCAUACAGAACCCGAGAGCAGCCGCCGCCGCUGCUCGCAAUAAAUUCGGGUUACGUCGCUUCCCCACGUGGUUCGACAUGUUCCACGACAGACCACGUGUGCGCUACAACGGGUUCUAUUGGCUCAAGGUUUCGUACUAUAAGAAACCGGAGCUCAGUAUGUGGACGGAGAUCGUACCGGGAACGAUCUUGAAGUGCAUUUACUACCGCUACUUCUCGUUUCAGCGGGACGGGACGGUGCUGUACGGCAUGCUGUUUAAGGCUCCGCAUGAGGUUGAGUCGCACAUCCGCAGCCAACGUAAGGGUGUCUACACUGGCCGAUUCUACGUUGAUAAAGACGAGUUGGUCGUGACGGUGCCGACCAACUGCAACGAAGUCAACUUUCGACUGAAGAUCACGCAACGCGAGCGUGGCAAGAACGUCAAGUUGGUGCUGAAAGAACACUUUGCCAACUCGGAGCCGGACGGCAGCGGAUGGGUCAACUACUACGACACUGCUGACGAGGAAUUCUACUACUAUCGCUCCUGGAACCUUUGA